CAUUUGUUACUCUGGUAGUCUUGAACCACAACAGACGCACUACAGUUUAGUUCUUCUGCUCCUUGUCUCUCAACAUGACCACAGUCACCUGCCCGAUGUAUGGAGGUCUUUCAGAUCUUGCAGAUGCCGGUGCCGCGAUUCGGACUAUUUGUGAGAGGGUGAAGCAUCAAGCUGAGCAAAAAGCUGGGAAGGCUUACAACCUUUUCAUCGCCAAAAGUUACAAGUCACAAAUUGUGUCCGGAACCAACUUCUUCAUCAAGGUGCACGUGGGAGGAAACGACUACGUCCACAUUCGUGUCUUCCAAGGUCUGACACAAAGCGGGCCAGAGCUGGUCAGCAUCAAGGAGUCCAAGACACAUGAUGAUGAAAUUGAGUACUUCUGAAUGACAAACAC
Messenger RNA from Hippocampus comes (tiger tail seahorse), 394 nucleotides. Its product is annotated as cystatin-B-like. The transcript is spliced from 3 exons. Gene Ontology annotation, molecular function: cysteine-type endopeptidase inhibitor activity. The record is from RefSeq and is a predicted model, not a curated record. NCBI's taxonomy places the organism in Eukaryota, Metazoa, Chordata, Actinopteri, Syngnathiformes, Syngnathidae. The coding region runs from base 75 to 383 and encodes 102 amino acids. Gene Ontology annotation, cellular component: cytosol.